Molecule: messenger RNA, 10778 nt
Organism: Corticium candelabrum
Lineage: Eukaryota; Metazoa; Porifera; Homoscleromorpha; Homosclerophorida; Plakinidae
Product: WD repeat and FYVE domain-containing protein 3-like
Exons: 54
Coding region: 7-10587 (3526 amino acids)
Molecular function (GO): protein binding; metal ion binding
Source: RefSeq, a predicted model, not a curated record
CUAGGAAUGAGCUGGCUUCGAAAAUUUCUGGGAAGAGAUCGCACUGGCGCUAUUUCCGCCAGAAGACAAGAGCCCCCAUCAGCGGAUGCACUGGGGGCGUUACAUCUUCGAAAAUUGUUUGUUGAGUACUACAACAUGCCUCCAGACGAGACCAAAGAACAGCAUCUUGUCAAAAUGCUUCCAGUCUUCUGCAAACUUUUUGCUGGAGUGCGUCCUAACGAAAUUGGCGAGCGAUUUGGUGAGGUGAGCGUCUUUGCCAGGGAUGUCUCUCUUCUGUUGGUCGCUGAAAUCAAGCGCCACGCGAUGUCGACGGACACACAAGAGGCGAGUGCCUCUCUGGCUCACUUCUUGGAGAACCAUAGUGAUGAGGGAGAGCUUAGCAAUGGUUGGAACAUGCUUAACACCGUCAACAUUCUCUCGUCGUGUGAACGUGCCGUAGUUGAGGCGAUGGCGAGCACAACGUUGCCCUCUACACUUGUAAAGUCUCUCUACUUGUUUCUCGAUUUGCCUUCGACUCGUGGUCUCUCAUCUGGUGUGUCGGGAUCUGAGUUGCCUGACGAGGAGAGGAACAGGUCACGAAGGAUCGAUUUGCACAAGGUUUUUACUCAAGCUCUGAUUCGUCUGUGUCGUCACGUCUCUGCGGCUGAAGACAUCAUGCUUCGAGACGACCUCACAAAGUUGUUUGGUAUCAUAACGAGUGUGUGUCCUCGACACAACCACAACUGGAGAAAAACAGCUUCGGAUUCAUUGAUAACUAUUACUCGACAUGCUCUGACUCCGAAUGUCGUCAGCCAUAUUCAUAAUCACGGCUGCAUUGCGCUUUGUAUUCGAAACAUGCAGGUCAACAGAAACGUUCUACCACUUGAGAUCGUUGAGAUGUUUGUUUCAGUGUACAGUUGCCUCAAGGAUUCGUGCGAACUAACAUAUUUGCUGCUUGAUGAUUUUCGUACGGCCCAAGGAUAUCGGUUUCUCACAGAGUUUUUGAUCGGGCUUGAAACGUCUUUGUCAGAAGAGAGUCAAGAAGCUGUUAGAAAUAUGGUCUUGCUUGUGUCUAGUCUUGUCAUGUGUGGAUUCCAUGAUCUAUCUCUGCCUGUAAUCAAAGGGCAGCCAUUUCAGGACAGCAACUUUUCUGUGCCAGAAGUGGCAAAUCCUGGUUUAAGUGUCAAGAACAAGCUGGCAUUUCAAGUUUUGGAAACCGGAUUUCUAAAGGCUCAGUCCAGCCAUCUGUGUGGAGUGAUUUUGGAUGUUAUUUUUAACAUCUACAGUUCAGAUCCUGCAAACUACUUUAUAUUGGAGUCUGAACACACUCUUCCACAUUUCAUUGAGAGAGUGCAUACAAAGCCACUCAAAAUCCAGGAGCAAGUUUUCAAGGUGUUGGAGUAUGUUUCAUGCUCUUUGAAUUAUGUACCAAUUCCUGAAAUCAUCAGUGUCAGCAUUCUCCUUAAGACUACAAACAUUUCUCGUACUCUCUGCGUUGUCCUCCAGUCGAUGAUCAAGCUUGUGAGCUUUAAUGCCAAAUACCAAGACGUGUUCAGAGACAUGGGUGUUAUUGAUGCAUUGGUUUGGAAUGUACAACAGCAUGCAGCUUGCUUGAAAGAAGGAACAGAAAGUAAACCUUUGUUAUAUACAGCACUCAUCUGUAAGGUAGUGAUGAUUCAAUGGGGUCGAGGCAAUAAUCUUACCAUAUUGGUCACAUUUCAUACAAAAAGUAGAGUAGUUGUCAACAACCUGGAACAAAUCCAAAUUUAUUUAAGAUGUCAAGAAAUGGACAGUGACAAUGUCAAAGACACUGCCGAGGAAGAAUUCAUCUUUUUGCUCAUGGAAUGUCUACGUGUGAUUUUGGAUGCCAAUGAAGCCAAUGGCCAUUUGUUCAGAGAAUCUGGAGGUGCUCGGUGUGUGCAGAACAUGGUGCCUUAUGCUCGGUCUCGUCGAGAUGCUCUCAAGCUCAUUCAACAGCUUAUUCUUUUACCUGGUGGUCAUGAUGAUCUUGGCACACUUCUUGGUCUCAUGAACUCUGCUGAUCAAACAGCAGUGACACUAAAGACAGAUGUGCUUCAAGCUGUGCAAAGAGUAUUUAAUUUGGCUGCAAGGACAAAGGCCUUGUUUCGUGAAGCUGAUGGAUUUGUUUAUGUUGUUUCUGUUCUUAGUAUGAUGGGAGGAAGUUUAAGUUGUCCACCAAUUUCAGUUUGGGAGAAGGUUGAUCGAAACGAGAUGAUCUGUUUACUUCGGUAUGCUUGCAGUGUCUUAAAUGCUGCAAUGCAAGAUGAACCAGCCAACAAACAUUACUUUCAAGAGAAUGCAAGUAUUGGCUUUCGUGGCUUAGUGAAACCAUUCUUGUAUCUUGGCUGUUUUGGUGUUGGCAACUCUGUGAUCCCUAGUAUAUCAAACAGUGCUUUCUAUCAAAAAUUUCAAACUGAUUCUGCCACAGAAUGUUCUACCAACUUCAAUGCUUUUGUUGAUUCUGUUGUGUUGGAGAAAUUUCAGAGCAGUGCUGUGUAUUUUGCUGCUGAACUAUUUCGCUUAUUGAGGGACAUGGCACUAGAUACCAUACAAGAUCAAUCUCCAUCUCUGUAUCCAGUUGCGGAAGUCUCCAAACAUCAGUUGAAUGAGAUUGCUCAUCCAGGAGCAGUUGCUGUGAUUGUUGAUUUACUGCCUGCCAUUGAAGCUAAUCCUGUAUUUAGACAGAAAGACCAAAGUGAUGUAGGUGAAGUGGCUGACAAUGUUGGUGGAUUGCAGUUGGAUGAAGGAGAAAAGCAGAUGUAUGAAGAGUGGGCAUUUGGGUUGCAACUUGAAAUUGUCAACACAAUCAGUCAGAUGUCGUUGUCUGACAGAAAUGCUCAGUCACUGUGUCAAGCUGGUCUGACUGGGAAACUGAUGGAGAGAUGUGGUAAUGCCCUAGCAGACGAAAAGCAUCCUUUGCAUGCUGGUCUACAGAGGCUAUUUGAGAGAUUAGCACUGCAAGCACUUUCUCCUGCUGAUGUCAGGAACUUCCUUCGUCUUGGGGAUCCUCUCAACUGUGCCUCUAGUGUCCUUGCUGAUUAUGUUGUCCAGAAUCAACCGUUGCAGGAUGGUGAACAACUGAAACAAAUUGCACCAAAUUACAGCAAACCGGUUGAAUUUUCACGCAUCCAGUCAUUGGUCACAAUUGCAACACUACGAGAUGGUGGCUUCCAAGGUCCAGACUCCUCUCCAUCGUUUAUUGAAUUUGACAUGAAUUAUGAUGGCUAUGGAUACUUGUAUCUACCUUCUGUAUCUUCGUCUUUUUCAUUGCCGGGCAUCACAGUGCCAACACCCUCUGCAGUUGGUAGUAUAGGUAACAUUGCGUCAGUAGAUCGUCCAUUUCCUCCACCAAAUGGAUUGACGUUUUCUGCUUGGGUGUAUGUGAACAAAAUGGGGACUGUUGCAGAUCAGCAUCCCAUACGAUUACUAACAAUGAUAAGGAAGAUGGAAUCAGCUGAUACAACGAAAACACAACAUUGUCUAAGUAUUUCUAUGACAACUACUGGGGUAGCUGUGACAGUAAAUGAUGUGCCAGAACCAGAUGAAACAAGUGGAGACAGUCACACUUAUACCAAGGCAACUAGAGCAGUUUUUCAAUAUGAAGGCAUUGCUAGUGAGGGAUGUUGGCGUCAUGUCGUAGUUGUGCUAAGCAAAGGUGCUCUAUUGCGGUCAAGCAGUGCAGCUUUGUAUGUUGAUGGCCAAUGUGUUGACUCUGUCAAGUUACCGUAUGUCGCUGCUGGUGGUAGCUCUAGUAGUGCCAGUACAGAACCUCAAACAAGUCCCACAUCACCAGUUUCAUCGUCAUCCAAUAUGGUUGCUACUUACAUUGGAACACGCCCAAAGCAACGGAGGAUCUCACGUCUAGUAUGGAGAUUGGGUCCUACCUACCUUUUAGAAGAGCCUGUAUCAGCUAGCACAAUUCUCUGCAUUUAUUUGCUGGGUCCUGGCUACUGUGGUACAUUCCAAGCACCGUACGUCGAAGCAACAGCUGCCAAACUUCAACUGAUAGAAGAUGCUGAGUUUAUUCCUGCUCCAGGAUUAAGUGGCUUGUCUAGUGCGGGUGAAUUGCUAGGACCGCUAGUGGCAGAAGACAAGGUUUCGUUCGGAUUAAAUGCACAUGCUCAGUCUGAAAUUGUGUUUAGAGAAUUCCAACAGCAAUAUAGUGACAUGGAUGUGAUUGCAGUAAGGAAAGAGCUUGGAAUUUCAAGAAAUAACUUGGAUUGGCCAGUGCAUAUACUUUAUAAUACAGCAUCUCAUGCAGCAGGUCCUCUUCGGACAUUUGGUGCUGUUGUUGUUAGCAGGUCAGGAGUUAGAACGUUUCAUCCUUCUCCUAUUCAUCGUCUGCUUGAGUGUGUUGGGGGCACUUCAGUAUUGCUUAGCCUCAUCGCUAUGGCUACGACUGUCGUCUCAUUCUAUGCAUCAGUCAAAGUUUUGGUUUGUGUGCUACGAGGCAAUAAUCUGGCUAUGAAUGAAAUGGAACGAAAUGGCGGGUUUGGUAUUCUUGGAAUGCUGUAUAAGACAAAGCAUCAUCUGUUGAACAGUCACAUUGUGCAUCUAACGUUUUCACUUGUUGGAACGAUAGACAGUGAUCGUGAAUGCUGUCGGAUACCACACAUUACUGCUUUUCAUGAUUUGCUUGGCAACUUGGAAGUGUGGAGUGAGGCGGCAGAAGAGCUUCAGAGGUCAUUGUAUAAUCACUUGUUUGAGCUUGUCACAUUGAGCAAUGAGAAGCACACAAAUGCAGAGCAGUUGUGUGACAUGCAGAUGGUUCGCCGGCUGCUCCAAGUGCUUCACAGAGGUAUGUUGUCUGAUGCUACAAUCAAGAGUGUAGCUAAUGUGCUAUCAGCUUUGUUACUUCAAGUUCAGGAUAAGCACAAUAUUCUUAGUUUUAGCCAGUUUUUGGCUUCUCUGCUACCAUUGAGAGAUCUAGAUGAAAGCAAAGCCAUACAGUCUGAGUGGUCAGCAAAUUUUCAGGCUAAAGCAACUGCAGAGAAUACGACGAUGGAGAGUAAUGCUGGACUGUCAUUGAAUGACGCUUGUGUUCCAUUGCCUGAUAUACCUCUUGGAAAACGUGUUCAUCUACGUAAUGUUCUGUUAGAGCUGCUCGCAAGCCUACUUCAUGAUGAAAAACUAGAACUGGAAACAAGGAUGGCAGCUGAAUGGAUUCAUGUUGUGGGGAUUGACUGGUUUUUGGCUUUCCUUCAGCGCAAUGUUCAUCACACUACUGUAGCCAAGGCUCUUCGUAUAAUUGCUGUCUUGCUGUCUCACCCUGUUUUACAACAGAAGUUUCGAGAGGGCACUGCUUGUGGAGGCUGGGCAACUGGUAUGUCUGACACUGGAGGACAUAGUCCUGUUGGAAAGGCACCAUUAGAGAGGAGACCAUUAUCCAUUCCAACUCUUCCAGGAUAUCAAGCAAUGUCUUACCUUCUUACUGCUCACUCACACUGCUCUCAUAUUUUUGUUGUUUUGCUUGCUAUUCUUCUUGGUCGUAACAUAGUUGAAAUUCCGAUGGCAGUGACAUUUGAUCUUGAUGGACUGAGGAGAGCAUUCAAACUUGGUAAGGAUGUGCCUGUGCAGCCAGUUGCAAGAAAUGCAGGGAUGAAAGUUAACACAGAUGCAGCAAUCGUGCUGCUAGUGAUUUUGCGGUCUUUUCUCAGUGAGUUCUCACUAGCUGAAAAUUCGUCUACUUGUGAAUACCCUGUCAUCUUGCUACACUUUCUAGCUGAAGUGUAUCAGAGCUCACCAGAAUUUGCAGCCAUGUGCACCGGUCGGGAUUUCAUAGAUGGGCUAACAGCAUCUGUUUUUCCUUUGUUUCGGAUUCCAUUGGACAUAGUUAGCAUUGGGGCAGAGUAUGUUGUUGUUGAGAGCGAAGGAACGGCAGAUGAUAGUUUGGACAUGCCAUCACCAAUCAGAAGAACUUCAUUGAUAGCUCAUCCAGCCAAACAAGCAGUGCUAGAGCUACUUCGGAUCAUUGUUGGCAACAAUCUUGUGUCUGCACAGUCUGGGAAAGGAUUUCCAGUUCUUGACAUGAUUCUGGAGGCAUCCCCAGAUGGCUGCAGCUCAGAGCAACAGUCCGAGUUCCAGACAUGUUUUAUUCAUUCUCUUCUUGAUCAUCUAGUUGUUAUGGAAGCGCUCUCUCCGAAUUCACCAUCUCGCACUAAGAGCAACUCCUCAUCUCAACUACUUGUUGGAGUGACAGUUGUUUUGAACCGUGUUGCUGAUCGGCUGUGGACAGGAAUACUUUCUCAAGACCAGGGUGCUGUUUUGAUGCCGGUAGUUCAACUAAUGGAACAAUCCAAGAGUGGUCAUUGGUCAUUGAGUCUGGAUGAUUUGUAUCGACCAUUGAAUCGAAUUGUGUUGUUUCUUCUUUCACGUCACUGUCUCUCGGUGGUUGAACAGACGUCAGUGUUAGAGACCUUGCACACAGUCACACGUUAUCAAAAGCUCAUACUAAGCAGUGCAAACACGGAUCAGGAGUUUUUGGCAUGUCUCUGUCAUUGUCUGGUGUGCUUAGUCAAUGGCAAAAGGUGUUCUGAGCCACGAGGAAGAUCUGGAUCAGAGAGAACGUUGUCAACACCAGAUGAUGAUGAUGAUGACGUAAGUGGCCAAACUACUCCAGUGAUCACCGAGGGCAAUCGUCUAGUCCAAAGCUCAGCUGCACGAGUAUGGGAUAUCAUUUUGGAGUGCAAACAGAGAGAAAUCCAAGAUUUAUUUAAUGUUGAGAUUCCAAAACAUAAUUCAAGACAACAGGGCCCUUCCUCUGACAGAAUGGGUCUGGCUGAAAUGUCAAGUCAGAGCCGAAGCAUCAAGUCUUUACAGGGAUUGUUUGAAGAGCAGGCUGCAAGAGUGUGGAUGAACUACAAAGCAACAGAAUACAAGAAGCGGACAGAGUCGACAGAUUCAAAGCGUAUGACGAUAGUUCAGCGAUUUACCAUUUUUAGACAGCGUGGGAAGGAGAAAUCAAAGAGCAAUGUAUCGCAACAAGUUCAGGAUUAUCUUGAUGAUGGUGCUUUCGUUAACCUUCAGCUUGUUCAAGAAGUUGUUGAACUGCAGCGAGUGAAAUUUCAACAGAAUGCUAUGUACAUGUUCAACUAUAUGCAAUCACAAUGGGCCGACAUACAAUCGAACCUCACACGUGAACGUGGCUUAUGGGGCCCAAUGAUACCAUCAUCUUUAGACAAAUGGAUGCUUGACGCUACAGAAGGUCCACAUCGAAUGCGUAAAAAGCUUUGUCAGAAUGAUGUGUUUUAUGUACAUUAUGAAUACAAUAAGAACAAAGAACCAGAGGUUCAGACAAAGUACAUACCACCCAACAGUCGAGACAGUGAAUUGUACUAUCAGUUGUCUCUCUGUCGACAGCAACAGUCUGAAGUGGCGAGUAUUACUAAGUUUAACAACCUACCAGAAGACAGCCUUACUACCUUAGUGAAGUUGUCGGGUACUUCAGCUAAUAGAGAUGAAUCAGAUACGUUGUCAAGUGACAUUGACUCAAAUGACUGUGGGUCAACUAUUGCUGAUAGUGAGGACUUUGAUGAUGUUUUGGGAGAGCCAGUUCAGCAGCAGCUGCAUCGUUUACUUGAGCAGGGAGAGAAGAUUCAGCACAAAUAUCCUUGUGCACGUAUUGAAGGUCUUGAUGUUAUCGAUGGUUUGUUCCUCAUUGGUUUGUCACAUUUCUACAUCAUUGAUGGGCUGAUGAUGCUUUCUACUGGUGAAAUUUCUGAUAUCCAGUCUUUACCUGAAGAGUCACGAAAAUGUGUCAUUCCAGUGCAGAAGCAUUAUUCUCGUAAAGCAAUGCAACCAACCAGCUAUCCGAUACACUGUCACAAAUGGUCAUUCAAUGAUGUCAGUGACCUUCACAAACGGAGAUACCUUCUCAUGGACAUUGCCAUUGAGCUAUUUGCCACAAACGGACGCAAUCAGUUUGUGGCACUUGGAAAGGCAGAUCGAAACCGAAUACAUUCUAAGUUAGUAGCAUCUUGUAGAGCAUUGUCACAAGAAUCUGUUUUGGUGGGAAUGAAACGAAAUGGGCCUGUCGAAGUAGGCACUGGUAUUUUUGGUUCAAUAAUUGGUGAAAAGUCUAUCACACAGAAGUGGGAGAGGGGUGAAUUGUCAAACUUUCAGUAUUUGAUGUUUUUGAACACACUGGCAGGCAGAUCAUACAGUGACUUGAUGCAGUAUCCCGUCUUUCCUUGGGUGUUGAAGGAUUAUGACAGUGAAGAACUUGAUUUGACAAGUCCAGAGACAUUUAGAGACUUUUCGAAACCAAUGGGUGCUCAGACGCCAGAAAGAUUGAAGCAGUUUGUCAACCGGUACGCUCACUGGGAAGACACAACAGGGGAGAAUACACCACCUUAUUACUAUGGGACUCAUUACAGUUCAGCAAUGACUGUUGCGUCAUACUUGAUUCGACUUGAACCGUUUACUCAGCACUUUCUGCGUCUUCAAGGAGGUCAUUUUGAUAUUGCUGAUCGCCUUUUUCACAGUGUGAAGGAAGGAUGGAAGUCGGCAUCUGAAUUUAACAUGGCUGAUGUGAAAGAGUUGACACCAGAGUUCUUUUAUCUGCCAGAUUUUCUUCUCAAUUCAAACAAUUUUGACCUAGGAAGGAAACAAAAUGGUGACAUCCUUGGUGAUGUCAUAUUGCCACCAUGGGCAAAAGGAGAUGCUCAAGAAUUUAUUCGUGUGCAUCGAGAGGCACUUGAGUGUGACUACGUUUCAGCACACCUUCAUGAGUGGAUUGAUCUUAUAUUUGGCUACAGACAACAAGGACAGGCGGCUCUUGAACAACACAAUGUUUUCCACCACUUGUUUUAUGAAGGCACUGUAGAUAUUGACAAGAUAGAGGAUCCACUAACAAGGAACGCAACCAUCGGAUUUAUCAAUAAUUUUGGGCAGAUGCCAAAGCAGCUAUUCAAGCGUCCUCACCCACCUAGGAAAGUGAAGCCAACUUUAAAUCUCACCGAAGUUCCAUCUGUUGGCACUACGCUCAAUGGAGGACCUUCAUCUAGCUCUUCUGAUCGUCUGUUUUAUCAUCACUUGCAGAAUCUGAUGCCUUCACUACAACCAUUGCGAGAGCUAAAGGGCCCAGUGGGACAGAUUGUUCAGACUGAUCGUGGAGUUUUGAUAGCAGUUGAAAAGAACAAAAUUUUGGUGCCACCUCAUCAUGUUCGCUACUUGGCAUGGGGUUUCUAUGACAACAGCAUACGAGGAGCCAUUUUAGAGGGAGAGAAAGUAACAUCAGUAUAUGAAAACCUGCACAUUGGAAAAAUCAACUGUAUGCUUUGUUUGGAUGCAUUCACACUAAUUACAGCUGGAGAGAGCACGGUUAUCUAUGUGUGGCGGUUGGUGACUGGAAGUGUGAGGGAAAGAAAUAGACAGUUACAGCCGAAGCAGACUCUGUAUGGACACACAGCUCCUGUGACAUGCUUGGUGUUGUCUAAGUCAUACAGUAUAUUGGUCAGUGGAUCAGAGGACCAGUCUUGUAUUAUCUGGGACAUCAACAGGUGGACUUUCGUAAGACAACUGUUAGGUCAUGUAGCACCAAUAGCAGCUGUUACGAUCAACAAUCUUACGGGUGAUAUUGUGACGUGUGCUUCGCAUUCUGUGUAUCUGUGGUCAAUAAAUGGUCGGCUGUUGGCAGACUUGACAUUACCGGAGGGUCCUAGAAGUAGCAUUCAAUGUUGUACGGUGUCUGAACUAUGUGAGUGGGACAGCCAGAAUGUCAUCUUGACAGGUGGAGUAGAUGGAGUUGUGAGGAUGUUUAGUGUUGAAUUUGAGCCGCACAUAUCAGGAUUGAGUAAGAAGGAGCAACUUCAUUGUGAGGCAGAUAGAAGGCUUACAGAAAUCAUCCGCGAGCAGAUGGAUGACUUUGGCUCAAGCCAGUCUUUGUUAGAACAAGAGGAUUCUAAUGCCGGUGUUCGAAAGCAAGGGCAAGAUGAUGGAACAACAGACACAUGUGGAAUUGUCUCUGACGGUGACAACAGUGACACAAAACAGUUUAGUUCGUCAUCAGAUACAUCUAAUGGUGGAGUCGAUCUCGAGAACCCAGAAUUAGAUGCGCAGAGUUUUGAAGAUGGAAUCGGUUCUAGCAGUAGAAGUGACAAACAUCCUUCGCAACGUGCAAACGUAAACCCAUUCUUACGAAAAUCACGUUCCACCUCAGGUCAAACCUGGCGACGAGUUUUGGCAGAACGAGCCAAAUUGACAAUGCACACAGCUAUUGAUCGGCACGACAACAGAUAUCCUGCUCGUAUCUCUUGUCUCUCGGUUUCCAGAGAUCAUCGCACGUUGUUAGUGGGAGAUGAACGAGGAAGGAUAUACAGCUGGUCUGUUACGGAAUCAGCAGGUAAACGUGCCAAUCAUUGGGUACGAGAUGAGGUAGCAAAGAACUGUGCAGCUUGCAAUGUUCCCUUCACUCUUACUGAGAGACGACACCACUGUCGAGAUUGCGGCCAGAUUUUCUGUCAUAAAUGUAGCAAGUAUGAAUCAAAGAUCGAGCGACUGGGAAUUACAAAGGCUGUCAGAGUUUGCCAACAGUGCUUUGUCAAAUUGAAGUCUAAGAAAUCACCAGAUCCGAUGAGGAACAUUUGACGUGCCGUUCAGCAAUAAAAUAGAUUGUGGCAGCUCUUAUACCAGUGACAUUCAUUUCCAAGCAUAAAUUACUUAUUUACAUGACUUGUACAUUUUUGUAAUGUUUGUUGAGAUAUGGGCAAUAGUUUGUCAGCUAGAUUGAUAUUUGUUCUGUUACAGUUAUUUUGAUGAAGAUUUAACUAAUAUAAUCA